GGUCUUUUGCCCCCACUUGAUGCUCCACAUCAUUUACGCAAGCACGAAUGGGCUCCAUAUCGUGAAGGUGUCACCCUUAAGGAACAAGCUCCAAACUUUGCAAGCACACUAGUUGACGUGGGCCUUAGUAAAAAUGUUUUGAUUGAUACAGUAAUUGAACCUGGAGUAAGAGUGACUGUAGCAAUGGGAACCAAUCGCAAUUUGGACGCUGAUUUACCGCGCCAGGUUGUCUCAUCUUCCCAGCCUAGGGAAGAACUGGGAAUGUACUGGGGUUAUAAAGUGCGACAUGCUUCUAGUAUCAGUUCUGUUUUCAAUGAUAGCCCAUAUAAGGGUGGCUAUGAUCAUCUAAUUGGUACCUCAGAGCAUGGUCUGUUUUCAAAGUCUUCAGAACUUACAGUACCUUCUUUUAGGUAUGGUUUUUUUUUUUUUUUUUAUUACUGUUAGUGUCAGCUGUAGGUUCCUCAAUGCCCUCAAGAGAUCAGAGUAGAUCAUUGUUCUCUGUGCACUGAGAUUGGUUGGUCAUUGGAAAUGGGGGUGAGCAUAGUCCGGAUUGGGGUAAAAUCAGGACCAAUUCAUUAUCUACGGUUCCCGAAAAAUUGGAACCAAUCUAAUCCGUUUAAAUCAUGGAACCAAUCCGAACUAAUCCAUUUAAACACAGAUUAGAUCGAUUUAGGACUACGGAUUCACAUAAUUAAAUAACAAAAAAAAAAAAAAACAUUUUAAUUUCAUAAAACAUAAACAUAGCAUCAUAUUAAUUUCA
Molecule: messenger RNA, 760 nt
Organism: Camellia sinensis
Lineage: Eukaryota; Viridiplantae; Streptophyta; Magnoliopsida; Ericales; Theaceae
Source: RefSeq, a predicted model, not a curated record